AGAGGUGCAGGUGUAUCUCUCGCCCAGACGCUGGGCUGGCUCCCUUUGUGCACGUCUCGGUCAGCCCUGUGCCCCAGUUGUUUUCCAGGCUAAGCAGUGCUGUCAGCGCAGUAUUCGGUGUGACGUUGGAAUGUAUCUCGGCUGCAGUGUUUUGGGCUGAUGUUUUAAAAUGGCCAGGUUCAAGUUGUGGAGUAAGCUCCUAGUUUCCUUUUGUUUUGCAAGGCCGAGCCGGUCUCUGUACAGUACAGACAAAAAGAGCACCGCGGGUGGCCAGCGCAGGAGGGGAGUUAAGCUUUUUGGGGGAGAAGCCUGGCUGCUAAUCAAGAAUGAACUAAGUGACCUGCAGCGAGACCCACCAGCCCACUGUUCUGCUGGACCUGUUGGAGAUGACUUGUUUCAUUGGCAAGCAACUAUUAUGGGUCCUCCUGAUAGUGCAUAUCAAGGGGGUGUAUUUUUUCUCACAGUACACUUUCCAACAGACUAUCCUUUCAAACCACCAAAAAUUGCUUUUACAACAAAAAUAUAUCACCCAAACAUAAACAGUAAUGGGAGUAUUUGUCUUGAUAUCCUGAGAUCACAAUGGUCACCAGCUCUGACUGUAUCUAAAGUUUUAUUGUCCAUAUGCUCCUUACUUUGUGAUCCUAAUCCAGAUGAUCCUUUAGUACCAGAUAUUGCACAGAUCUACAAGUCAGACAAGGAAAAAUACAACAGACAUGCAAGAGAAUGGACUCAGAAAUAUGCAAUGUAAACUUGUGAAGACUUUUUCAUAUACCACAGAGUACUGUAAAUUCUAGGGUGUUUUUUUUUUUUCAAAAUUAGAAGGAAAUGGAGCACAAUUUAUGGUUUUGAUGUUAACAUGACUCCCCUUGAAUUUUUUUUCACCCAUGUAAGUGUGUUUCCGGAGCAAGGGAGAAUAAACUUCCAAAAAUAACCUUAUGACUGUGAUAAGAAUAUUUAUCCUCUUUGUAUGCUUUGCAGAAGACAUUUAUUAUGGUUUUUAAGAGUUGGACAUCUGCAUCUUCAGACUACAAGAUCUGUAAUGCAGUUGUAAAGCAACUGAAUUAUUUUUGCUGGGAAAAGUAGCUGGUUUUAUGUGAUGAAUACUGUAUGUUUGUCAUUGAAGUAUGUUGUUGUUUCAUAAGUGUAUUCAAAUUUCUUUUUGUUAGUUCACUUAAUAAUUUGUAUUUUUUUACUGUAUAGACUAAAUAUUUUAUUUACAAUGUCAGUAAUUUCAUUUUAGACUUAAUUGCGUGUGCACAGUAUUGACAAGAUACAACUGCUAGUAAUGAAAAUAAUUGGAGUAUCCCACACAUUAGGAUAUUCUAAAGAUUGACUGCAGAUUUCUUAAAACCUAAAAUGAUCUUUGCACUGUAAUUCUUUGUAUGCUGAUUAUGGAGAAACACUUCGUUUUGAUUCUGUUGCAUACUUAAUUUUAUGGGAAUGAGAACUAAUUGCACUGCUAUGUAGAGAGAUGUGUAACCAUUUUGUUGCUAUUCACAACUGAUUUUUGAUGUAACACUAUCCUUUUGACCUUUUACAAAUCCAAAUGUAGCCUUUUCCAUAUAAAUAAAAUGCAUUUUCUACUA
This is a messenger RNA of Chiroxiphia lanceolata (lance-tailed manakin), 1586 nucleotides long. It is a transcript of the gene UBE2D1, whose product is annotated as ubiquitin conjugating enzyme E2 D1. The coding region runs from base 170 to 748 and encodes 192 amino acids. NCBI's taxonomy places the organism in Eukaryota, Metazoa, Chordata, Aves, Passeriformes, Pipridae. The transcript has 8 exons. Gene Ontology annotation, cellular component: nucleus. The record is from RefSeq and is a predicted model, not a curated record. Gene Ontology annotation, molecular function: ubiquitin conjugating enzyme activity. Gene Ontology annotation, biological process: protein polyubiquitination; ubiquitin-dependent protein catabolic process.